AUGCAAUUCAUCAAGGAGAACUGCAGCUUACCAGUGCCUCAAGUCUUUGCGUAUGAAUCUGACGAGGACAAUCCGGUGAAGAUCGCUUAUAUCCUGAUGGAGUUGCUCCCCGGCAGCGUUGCCCUGGACGCCCUAGGUGGCUACGAGGUCCAUGGUGGUGAGAUACCUAAACGGCACCGACCAAACUUCUACCGUCUUGUCGCAAAGUGUCAUGUCCAGUUCACUUCGUUGCGACUGCCAAAGAUCGGAUUGAUGACCCGGAACAGCGAGGGUGGAUUCGAAUGUGGUCCUUUGCCAGGAAUCGGCGGUCCGUUCGACACAGCAACCGCAUUUUUUGAGGCAUGGGCCGACAGCGCCAAAUUUAAAUGGGACAAAGAGAGUGUCACACGGCUGUCCUUAUGUGACGGAGGGCCUUUCCCUCUGGAUCAUGAUGACUUUCACCAUUGUAACAUCAUGGUGGGUGAGAAUACUUUCGAUGUCACGGGAAUCAUUGAUUGGGAUGGUGCUUGUACGGUUCCCUGGGAGCUCAUCGCAUUCCCUGACUUCCUUACGGCCCAGCCGGUUUCCUUUGACCUGCCCCAAAAGUAUGACCGGGAUGGGCAGCCGUUUGAUGAGGAACUCCGGGAAACGUGGCGCGAGCGUGGGGAGUAUAUUGAGAUGGUCAAAUUGGCCGAGUCUGAAGAGUCUCAGGAUAGCCUGCUCUCGUCUUGCCUGAGUAGCAAGAGGAGCCAAGCUAUAGCGUAUUGUUAUGGGGCGUAUAGUUGUGUUGGAAAGCUGGGUUUUUAUGACCGAGUUAUCAAGGAGUUAGAGAGUGAGCGAUGA
Penicillium bovifimosum is the source of this 822-nucleotide messenger RNA. Its product is annotated as aminoglycoside phosphotransferase family protein. The record is from RefSeq and is a predicted model, not a curated record. The coding region runs from base 1 to 822 and encodes 273 amino acids. Lineage: Eukaryota; Fungi; Ascomycota; Eurotiomycetes; Eurotiales; Aspergillaceae. The transcript has 3 exons.